Messenger RNA from Trachemys scripta elegans, 3723 nucleotides. RefSeq names its product NFKB inhibitor alpha (gene NFKBIA). The transcript is spliced from 8 exons. The record is from RefSeq and is a predicted model, not a curated record. NCBI's taxonomy places the organism in Eukaryota, Metazoa, Chordata, Testudines, Emydidae. The coding region runs from base 2079 to 3044 and encodes 321 amino acids. Gene Ontology annotation, molecular function: protein binding.
CAAUUGCUAUAUGAUGUACUGGACACUCCUCUCUCCUCAACAAACCUUAUCUAGGGUCUGAGCAAUGAUAUUCCACGAAGGCCCAGCAGAUGUCACCAUAGACAUUGACUAGCCGCCUAGCUGUCCUCUUUAGGUAGAGGCUUCAUCAUACCCACCUUCACUAGCUUGGCAGACGCAAGUCUUAAGGUUGCUACCAAAGCUAGAGGCAGUCUGUGUAACAGCUGUCAAGCCACUGAGACAAAUUAAUCAAGUUAUCAGAGAAGCUUUGCUAUUGUAAAUGCACUUUUGGGGAGAUCAAAACAUCUGGCUUCAUAUGAUUUGUCUUUAUUUAUGAUUAAGUAAUGUGAUGCUCUUCUCCUAAGGUACUGUAGCCUCCAAAACCUAAACUGCUGCUUGCUGAAGAGUGUAUAUGAAGGCAUGAAAUGGCUGUGAAAGUCUGGCACUUCCAUUCCCAUUGGUCAGGAAGUGGGUUGACCCUGGUGUCACUUUCCAUCCUUCUGCUGCCACCUACACUUUUUAACCUUGACUACACUAACAUAAAAACUUAAAAUAAGCAAAUCUAAAUGCUGGUGCAUCUGAAAAGGUCUUUCUUUUGGGAGAAUAUUUUUUUUUAACGUAACUCAGUGUUUACUACUGACAACUCCAAGUGUUGGAAGCAUGGAAGGCAUUGGACAACCCACCCAUUUAAACCAGAAUGGGAAGUUUUGAAGUUUAAAGCACUGGUUGCAGGCUGCAGGAUUCUUAUUAUAUUUUAUUCCUCCGAUUGCCAUAGCAACAAGGGCAAGGAAAAAAAACUUUACUGUUUGUACAGCACAGACUUCCAGUUAGUGAGAAAGAGAUGGAUUUGUUAAAUUAUACUUCCCUUUGAAAGACAAUGAUUUAACCAAAAAGGGCAAACACAUGAAAACUCCACGACCCUGAAAUUUUGAAAGAAACAGUUGUGGAGCUUUUAUGAACCCUUCCAAAAGGCACUUUUUUUUUUCCAGACCUAGCAAUUAAUAUUGUUACUUCUUAUAAGAAAGUCCAGUGAUAUUGCAGCUGGCCUGAAAAAAUUUGGACCAUCUGCCCAACGAGCACCACCUCUUUCCCCUCUGCCUCUUCCUCUAUCUUUGGAUUUUCUCAUAAUUUUUUUUCUCAGCGGCUCCAUCCCAGGGGAGGAAGACAAGAAAAUUUCUCAGACAUUAUUACUCAGUGUGGUUGCAGGAAAAAUUCUUCAUGGGGAAAUCCCCCAUGUCUGAGGAGAAAAAGCAAAAUUCAGCAGGAAUCCCAGUCAGUUUAGCUUGUUGAAUCCACAUGUUGGCCUAGAAGUAUUUUUUAUCAGUCUAGGUGCUUUCAAUUUUUCAUUUGAUCUUUAUCAGUGGAUGUCAUUGCACUCAAUAGGCAUUAUCAGAGAGGGAUAUCUAGAUAGUGGAUAACAAUAAACAGCAUACCAUUGGCAAAAUGAGUCACUUUUCCUGAGAAAAUUUGAUUAUUUAAAUACUUACAUUUUUGGGAGGGGAAAAAAGUGAAUUAAUCUUUGACAGGUACUGUCUCAACUGGGGUGGAAAGGGAACCUCACGGUAUGUGCCUGAUCCUGCCCCGGAGAAGUUAAUGGGAGAUUUAUCAUUGACUUCACUGGAUGCAGGAGGAAGUCCUAGUAGGCUUUACACUUAAAGAAGUGUUUACAGGCUACAGUUGUGCAAAUUAAGGCUUCUGAAUAGUUAAAAGAUUGUCAGAUUCCAAACUCCUCUCGGGUUUAGAUCUAUUUAGUGUUGCUGCUAUUGACUAUUAAUGCUGGGUGUUACAUGUAAAUAGUGCCUUGCACCACAGCAAACUGACAUACUAGAGAGAGGGGCUCACCCAGCAUUGGAGUGAAAUACAGCCGCUUCCUUGCACCAAUACCACAUAAGGACGCGACAGCAUCCAGCUGCAACUCCAGGGGCUUUUAGAAAUCCCCUCAGCAGAGGGCGUAUAUCCAGCGCCGCCGCCCGCCGCCGCUCUCACACUGUGCUCGCCUGCCGCCGCCGCUGAGCCUGGACUUGGGUCGCUUGCGAAGGAGCCGAAGGGGAUCUAGCGCCUGUGCUAGCGGAGGCCGAGCCAUGUUCCAGCCCAGCUGCAGCCCGGCGGGCCGGCGGGACUUAGCGAUGGAGCCGCUGAAGAAGGAGCGGCAGCUCGGCUUGCUGCAGGACGACCGGCACGACAGCGGGCUGGACUCCAUGAAGGAGGAGGAGUACGAGCUGCUGGUGAAGGAGCUGACGGACAUCAGGCUCCAGCCCCAGGAGGAGCGGGGGGCGCCGCACCAGCCGGCCGAGCCUUGGCAACAGCAAGUGACUGAAGACGGAGACACAUUUCUCCACUUGGCAAUUAUUCACGAAGAAAAGGCCUGGAGCGUGGAAGUCAUUCGCCAGGCAACUGCCAAUCCUGCCUUCCUGAACUUUCAGAAUAACCUAAACCAGACUCCACUUCACCUGGCAGUAAUCACAGAUCAGGCUGAAAUUGCUGAGAUUCUUCUCAAGGCCGGAUGUGAUCCAGAGAUCAGAGACUUCCGAGGAAAUACACCACUUCAUAUUGCCUGUGAGCAGGGCUCUGUCAGAGCUGUCAGCGUCCUCACUCAGUACUGCCAACAGCACCACCUACAUUCAAUCCUACAGUCUGCCAACUACAAUGGACACACGUGUCUCCAUUUGGCAUCUAUUCACGGGUAUCUGGCUAUAGUAGAAUAUUUGCUGUCCUUGGGAGCAGAUGUCAAUGCUCAGGAGCCUUGUAAUGGCAGAACUGCCCUCCACUUAGCUGUAGACCUGCAGAAUUCAGAACUGGUGUCGCUUCUGGUAAAACAUGGGGCUGAUGUGAACAAAGUGACCUACCAGGGCUAUUCUCCAUACCAGCUCACAUGGGGAAGAGACAGCUUCAGCAUACAGGAACAGCUGAAAUACUUAACCACAGCUGACCUACAAAUGCUACCAGAAAGUGAGGAUGAGGAGAGCUGUGAAUCAGAAUCAGAAUUCACAGAGGAUGAAAUAAUGUAUGAUGACUGUGUUAUUGGAGGACAACAGCUGGCAUUUUGAAGAAGAGGUUUCUCUUAAAGGACAUGACUCUAUAUAUGUAUAGGAAGCUGACGUAUUUUCUUUAAAAAAAGAUAAAAUGUGAAAAAAAUAUUGAAAUACUACACUGCACAGCAUGGACUACAUCAUUAUAACAGCAGGUUUCACAUUCUGACCCAUACUUUUACUAAUGGGAGUUGGAUGUGUAACAGCAGUAGAAAUCUAUGUUUAUUUGUGCCAGUUAGGGAUUAACUGGUCGUCAAAAUGUCUGAACAGUAUGAGGACAGACUACUGGAUCCACCUGAAUAUUCAUUUUGGGUACAAGAAUGUAUCUGAGAGAUGACUAGUGAGUUUUUCUGUGGAGUUGCUUCCCCCUAUAUGGCUGGACAGGUUCACAUAAGUAACCCAUUUGCUGGAAGAAAUUGCAUAGAUUUCUGUUGGGCUGAUUGUAAUCGCUCCUAAUGACUGACCUCAGCUGCUCUUUGUACUGUAAUGCAGAGAGAGGAAUUGAAACAAAAGAAUGACCUCUUGGCUUUUAUGGGAAAGGUAGCAAUAAUGUUAACUCUGCAUUGGAAACAGUAUUUCCCUAUGGAUGUGGCAUGAUGGCUAAACUUUUAGCAGUUGUAUAUCAUGUAUAUAUUGUAUAUUUUGUUUAUAAUUAUUUUGAUACCUGAGAUGUAUAUUUAUUAAAAAAUGUCAAGUC